Elephantulus edwardii (Cape elephant shrew) is the source of this 2379-nucleotide messenger RNA. RefSeq names its product oxysterol binding protein-like 10 (gene OSBPL10). Lineage: Eukaryota; Metazoa; Chordata; Mammalia; Macroscelidea; Macroscelididae. Gene Ontology annotation, cellular component: intracellular membrane-bounded organelle; membrane; cytosol. Bases 88 to 2379 code for a protein of 763 amino acids. The record is from RefSeq and is a predicted model, not a curated record. The transcript is spliced from 12 exons. Gene Ontology annotation, molecular function: cholesterol binding.
CCUGAGCCGUAGCCGGAGCGGCCGCACCGCUUGCCCUAGCGCCGGGGCCGCCACCGCGGGCACCCGCGCCCAGGGCGCGCACGGACCAUGGAGCGGACGGGCCCGGGCGCGGACGGCGGCGGCAGCAACAGCAGCAGCCGCAGCAGCAGCCGCGCCACCUCGGCUGGCUCGUCACCCUCCUGCUCGCUGGCGGCCCGGGGGGUCUCCAGCCGCUCGCCGGCUGCCGGCCUGGGUGGCGGAGGCAGCCGCAGCAGCCCGGGCUCCGUGGCCGCUAGCCCGUCCGGGGGAGGCGGCCGCCGGAGGGAGCCGGCGCUCGAGGGCGUGCUCAGCAAGUACACCAACCUCCUCCAGGGCUGGCAGAACAGGUACUUCGUGCUGGAUUUUGAGGCUGGCAUCCUGCAGUAUUUUGUGAAUGAGCAAAGCAAAUUCCAGAAGCCACGGGGAGCCCUGUCCUUAGCUGGAGCCAUCGUGUCCCUGAGCGAUGAAGCGCCCCACAUGCUGGUUGUGUACUCUGCUAACGGAGAGAUGUACAAGCUAAGAGCUCCUGAUGCAAAAGAGAAGCAGUACUGGGUGACUCAGCUCCGGGCGUGUGCCAAAUACCACAUGGAAACCAAUUCCAAGAGUACUCCAAGCUCCCGAAGCCGAAGUCUCACUUUGCUCCCCCAUGGAACACCCAAUUCUGCAUCUCCCUGUAGCCAGAGACACCUCAUUGCGGGGGCCCCCGGUGUUGUCACUAUCACGCAUCACAAGUCGCCUGCAGCUGCCAGAAGAGCCAAGAGUCAGAUUUCCGGCCAGCUUCACGAAGUCAGAGAGAUGAUGAACCAGGUGGAAGGACAGCAGAAGAACCUCGUGCACGCCAUCGAGUCCCUCCCAGGUUCGGGCCCCCUGACUGCCUUGGACCAGGAUCUGCUGCUCCUGAAAGCUACCUCAGCUGCGACCCUCAGCUGCCUCGGGGAAUGCCUCAGCUUACUGCAACAGAGUGUGCACCAGGUGGCGCAGCCCAGCCACAGGCCGGGGCCCUCAGAAAACAUCCUGGGAUGGCACGGGCCCAAGUCACAUUCCACAGAGCAGCUGAAAAAUGGGACCCUUGGCUCUUUGCCAUCAGCCAGUGCCAACAUCACCUGGGCCAUUUUACCAAACUCCGACGAAGACCACCGCCCCCUGCAGCCGGAGCCGGAGCCAAACUCAGACCCUGAACUGGUUUUAUCCGAAGAUGAAAAAAGUGACACUGAAGAUAAGGAAGAGACAGAGCUGGGGGUCAUGGAGGAGCAUCGCAGUAUAAUUCUUCAUCUCAUUUCACAACUCAAACUUGGAAUGGAUUUGACCAAGGUGGUGCUUCCCACGUUUAUCCUGGAGAAGAGGUCCCUGCUGGAGAUGUAUGCAGACUUCAUGGCGCACCCAGACCUGCUGCUGGCCGUCACCGCCGGAGCCACGCCCGAGGAGAGGGUCAUUUGCUUCGUGGAGUAUUAUCUCACCGCCUUCCACGAGGGCCGCAAGGGGGCCUUGGCUAAGAAGCCGUACAACCCCAUCAUCGGCGAGACAUUCCACUGCUCCUGGGAAGUUCCCAAGGACAAAGUCAAGUCCAGAAGGACUGCUUCCCCCCCUCCUGACGGUGGCCAUGACCACGCCGUGGCUGAUGACCCAUCCAAAAGCUACAAGUUGAGGUUUGUGGCCGAGCAGGUGUCCCAUCACCCCCCCAUCUCCUGCUUCUACUGUGAGUGUAAGGAGAAGAAACUGUGUGUCAACACUCAUGUAUGGACCAAGAGCAAGUUCAUGGGCAUGUCUGUGGGCGUCUCGAUGAUAGGAGAAGGCGUGCUGCGGCUCCUGGAGCACGGGGAGGACUAUGUGUUCACGCUGCCCAGCGCCUACGCCCGCUCCAUCCUCACCAUCCCCUGGGUGGAGCUCGGAGGGAAAGUGAGCAUCUGCUGUGCCAAGACUGGUUACUCGGCGACCGUGACCUUCCACACGAAGCCCUUCUACGGAGGGAAGGUCCACAGGGUCACCGCAGAAGUGAAGCACAACCCCACCAACACCAUCGUCUGUAAAGCCCACGGGGAGUGGAACGGGACCUUAGAGUUCACCUACAGCAACGGAGAGACCAAAGUCAUCGAUACCACCACGCUGCCAGUGUACCCCAAGAAGAUCAGGCCUCUGGAGAAGCAGGACCCCAUGGAGUCCAGGAACCUCUGGCGGGAGGUGACGCAGUGCCUGCGGCUGGGGGACAUCGAUGCGGCCACAGAGCAGAAGCGGCGGCUGGAGGAGCAGCAGCGGGCAGAGCAGCGGAAGCGGGAGAGCCUGUGUGUGGCCUGGAGGCCCAAGUACUUUGUGCAGGAGGGUGACGGCUGGGUCUACGUCAGUCCCCUCUGGAAGGCACACUGA